AUGGAGGCCUCAGUUAGUGAUCAGCAGCUUUCUCCGUCCAUAAACUUAUCAACAGAAACACUACCAGAGCCGCUGUUUGACCUCGACCUUGACCGGAAGUACAUGUGUCCAGUUUGUUUAAGUGUUCUGAAGGAGCCAAUGCAGACGUCUUGUGGACACCGAUUCUGUAAAGCGUGUAUCAGGGGAACAUUCGAUCUACCGACAGUCCGAAACAACAUCCGGGUACCGUUUUCGAAGUGUCCUGUAGACAACACAUACUUCCACAUCGAGAGAGAGCUGUUUUCUGAUAACGCCAUGAAGCGGGAAGUCCUAUCAUUAAACGUACGAUGUCCUAAUAUCCAAAACGAAUGUGACUGGAACGGGGAACUGAGGAACUACAGUGAGCAUGAGGAGCAGUGUAUGUAUAAAGUGGUAGAAUGUGGGAACGGAUGCGGGGUCCGAGUGAUCCGCCGGGACAUGCCUAGUCACCUGGAAGAGUGCUCCCUGAGGAUCGUUUUCUGUCCUCACUGUCAGAAACAGAUGACCUACAAUAUAAUGUCGAAACAUGAGGUUCUGGUAUGUCAGAACUUCCCAGUUCAGUGCUUACAGUGUGGUCAAGUCGGCAUCAAACGCAAGGACAUCAGUAAUCACAUGGAUAAGGAGACCGGGGACUGUCCCAUUACCAUCAUCGAUUGUCCUUUCCAAGUGUAUGGCUGUCAGGUUACAACAACGAGGCUGUGCAUGGCGUCCCAUCUUCAAGACAGCUGUCACAGCCAUCUGUCUCAAGUGAUAGCCCAUGUUCAACAACAAGAUCGACAUAUCACCGAACUUGUGGAUGAGGUCACAAAGAUCCGCAAGAUUCUAAUGCAGCGAAGUGAGCAACAAUCGGUCAACCAUACAAACGGAACAGCUGAUGACACGAACUCUGUCAACCAUACAAACGGAACAGCCGAUGACACUAACUCUGUCAACCAUACAAACGGAACAGCUGAUGACACUAAUUCUAGGUAG
This is a messenger RNA of Ylistrum balloti, 990 nucleotides long. RefSeq names its product TNF receptor-associated factor 6-A-like. Gene Ontology annotation, cellular component: plasma membrane signaling receptor complex. The record is from RefSeq and is a predicted model, not a curated record. Gene Ontology annotation, molecular function: zinc ion binding. The transcript is spliced from 7 exons. Gene Ontology annotation, biological process: tumor necrosis factor-mediated signaling pathway; regulation of canonical NF-kappaB signal transduction; positive regulation of JNK cascade. Bases 1 to 990 code for a protein of 329 amino acids. NCBI's taxonomy places the organism in Eukaryota, Metazoa, Mollusca, Bivalvia, Pectinida, Pectinidae.